Humulus lupulus (European hop) is the source of this 1245-nucleotide messenger RNA. RefSeq lists its product as uncharacterized. The transcript has 4 exons. The record is from RefSeq and is a predicted model, not a curated record. The coding region runs from base 1 to 1245 and encodes 414 amino acids. NCBI's taxonomy places the organism in Eukaryota, Viridiplantae, Streptophyta, Magnoliopsida, Rosales, Cannabaceae.
AUGAGUGAAGGAAAAUUUGAACCUGAUGGGUCUAAGGAUGUGCUUACUAUGGCAUUAGGCACCCCUGAGAGCAGAGGGCGAGUGAGGGGUAUUGGGCUCGGUGUAACGCCUAGCCAAUUCUGGAAAACCCCACUAUCCAGUAAGAAAAAGGGAAAAGAAUUUGAGGCUUCCUCAGUUGAGGCUCGAUUUGCAAUGAUGGAAGAAAAAUACCGUCAACAAGAAGAAAUAAUGAAACAACAACAAGAAAUGAUCAAAAGACAAGAGGAAAUGAUGCGACAGUUUAUGGAACAGAUGAAAGGACAACAUAGUGGCUUUGGAGGAUCUUCUCAUGCGUCAGUGCCAAACUAUGGAUCACCCAUAGAUCAGGUGACACCAUCUCAUCAAGCAUCACCGAAAUCGCAGGAUCAACCUCUAGCACCCCCGCCCCCACAACCAGAAGAGGCACCUGUGUUUAUCCCCACUCCUGGAUCAAAUCAGGAUAAAAUGAUUGAAUGCAAAUUUGCAUUAGGCUCUAUCACCAACAUCGUUGGUAGGGGAUACAUUCUAGUUACUAGUAGCUCAGACAUCCAUGGAGAAAACUUAGGAGAAAACUACCGCGGUGCAAUUGAGUUUGCUGACCAACCUGAUGCUCUACUUGUUAACCCGAUCCCUGACAGUGAGAUUUAUACAGUCAAACAAGCUAUUGGGAGUUUGAUACGUUGGCCCAAGUCGCUAGUCAUCUUCAAUGGAGCGACACAGGAGGUCGUGAAAAAAAAAGGAAAGCAAGCUGGGAAAAAAACUUCUCUACCAUUAGCACCACAAACUCAAAAACUAGUUCCAAAACGAGCGCCUAAGGAGUCAUUGUCACAAGAGGUGCAACAACCAUCUUCAUUGUCGCCUAAGUUAAGACAAGUUUUUGAAAUCGUCAAUGCUUGGACUAAACAUGAUUAUGCCGUUGAAGUGUCUAUUGACUUUGAUGUGUUUGGCCAUGCUUGUGAAUAUUUUGCUCUAUUUCGGGAUGAAAUACUUGAAUUUUGUAGAAAUGAGAUGAUUGGACAAUCAUGUAUUGUCUUCUACAUGAGGAUUUUGUACCAGACACUAUUAUUAGACGAGGAAAAGAAAGGAUCAUUGUUGUUUAUGAAUCCGAAUAAGGUUUCUACUUCCGUGACUCGUGCAGAUAGUCGUGCUCAAGCUUUAUGUGAUAGGAUGUUAUAUUGCACGUCUAAAAAACAUGAUUGGGUAGUUAUGCCUUAUAACCAUGGGUAA